GCUGCCUCGCACCGCCCGCCACCGUAUUCACCGGCCGUCCGCAAGUGCUGCCAUGACAGCUCUCACCUCGAGUGAAGGAACAAUUUUAAAGCAAAUGUUACAGAAGCUGUAGCUCUGCUGUUUUGUGGGAUCCAAGUGAGUGAGGGGCCGUUUGGAGACCCAGAUACCGACCGAGUGAGGGGAGCGGAGUUGCACAUUACACCAAAAUGGCAACCCCCUAUGUCACAGAUGAGUCCGGGAAAUACAUUGCUGCCACUCAGCGACCUGAUGGAACAUGGAGGAAGCCGAGGCGGGUGAAGGAUGGUUAUGUGCCUCAAGAAGAAGUCCCUGUGUAUGAAAACAAGUUUGUUAAGUUUUUCAAGAGCAAACCAGACCUGCCCCCUGGCCUGAACCCAUCCGAAGCAGCUCCGGUGAAGCAGCAGCAGCAGAAGAUGAUCCCCGGCUGUGGGGACAGUGAGACAGCUGGUCUCUCAAAAUCUGCCAAGCGCAACAUGAAACGUAAAGAAAAACGAAAGCAGCAGCACCAGGGGCAGGAUGGUGAUGCAGACGUGGAAUCUGUGAGUGAUGCUGUUGAGAACGUGUCCAUUUCAGAGGGCGGUGAGGCAGCAAACAAGACGGCUCCGCCUGAUUCUGUCUCGUCUCCUGAUGACUCUUCAGCAGCAGCUGCGGAAAAGGCCAAGAAGAUCAAAAACCUGAGAAAGAAGCUGCGACAAGUUGAGGAGUUGCAGCAGAAAGUAGACUCAGGGGAAAUAAAGCAGCCAACAAAGGAUCAGCUGGAGAAGCUGGGUCGGGCAAAGGCCUUACAGGAUGAGUUACAGCAGCUGGAGCAGGAUUCUUGAAGCAAUAAGGGACAGACUGAACAUAAAACUAGGGGACCUUUGCAGCUUUGUGAUCAUAGCUUCCAUUUAACAUAUUCUACCUAUUUGAUAUUCAUCAUGAACUCUGGAAACGAACACAGUCCCAGCACCCGUCAAUCCAAGAACAGGACAGACACCCCAUCUUCACUACAGACAAACCUGUUUCCUAGAUACAGAUGUCUAAAUAGCAUCAUGACUCCUGCUCAUGUUCUUGCAUUGGCCCGGCCAGUCAUUUAUAAAUAUCUUUUAAACAGAUCAUUGUGACUUGUUUUGUGCAUUUCUGUUCUUCCCAUUUUGUACAUUUCAUAUCAUCACAAAACACAUAAAAUGCAAAAAAAAAAACCAUUUUGUGUUAAAGAGAAUAUAGUUUGUUGACCUGUCUGCUUUAGGAAUUAACAUUUUUGUCAAAGAUUAGGCGGCAUCUUGCCGUCACACUAAUGUUGAGUCUACACAAUCAUAACAUUUAUUAAAAUACACUGUAAAAAAUGUAUCAUUGUUUUUUAGUAAAAUGUGCGCAGGGUGGUGGAUGACUGGGACGUUUGUUUGGACGGCAUUACAUAAAUUCUUAGAAAAAUAAAUAUAUUUUGGAAACAGUUUAUAUGUGAAGAAGAUAAGGCUAGUGAUAUUCUGUAAUUUCCUUUUUGUCAACAAAUCCCUUAAAGAAAACCGCAGUGAACUGAUCCUACUAGGAAGUAUUACCUGUGUAGCUGAAGCCCUAUUUAGUAUAUUCUUCUGUGCCAUAGAGCUCCAUUGCUGUUCAAAAACUAUUAAAAACACACAAAAGAUCUG
This is a messenger RNA of Amphiprion ocellaris (clown anemonefish), 1646 nucleotides long. It is a transcript of the gene pym1, whose product is annotated as PYM homolog 1, exon junction complex associated factor. The transcript is spliced from 3 exons. Gene Ontology annotation, biological process: exon-exon junction complex disassembly. Gene Ontology annotation, cellular component: cytoplasm; exon-exon junction complex. NCBI's taxonomy places the organism in Eukaryota, Metazoa, Chordata, Actinopteri, Pomacentridae. Bases 207 to 839 code for a protein of 210 amino acids. Gene Ontology annotation, molecular function: RNA binding. The record is from RefSeq and is a predicted model, not a curated record.